Letharia columbiana is the source of this 2580-nucleotide messenger RNA. RefSeq lists its product as uncharacterized. The record is from RefSeq and is a predicted model, not a curated record. Gene Ontology annotation, molecular function: protein homodimerization activity; double-stranded telomeric DNA binding. Bases 1 to 2580 code for a protein of 859 amino acids. Gene Ontology annotation, biological process: telomere maintenance via telomere lengthening. The transcript is spliced from 3 exons. Lineage: Eukaryota; Fungi; Ascomycota; Lecanoromycetes; Lecanorales; Parmeliaceae.
AUGGAGACUAUUGGGAGCAGACUCCGCAAGAGACGCCGUACGAGCCCGAUGUACAAUGAGGAUAGCGAGGACUCUUCUCCACCGCCCAAACGAGCACACCCUAAUAGGGGUGCAUCUACCCGUGGCAAACGUGGGCAAGCUGCUAUCUCACAACAGAGCAUGCCUGCAUCUUCCCAUGAAGAACCACAACCCCCUGUACACGCGGCAUCGCCAGUACCUGAGACUUCUCCUCCAGUUGCCUCGCCAGCCUCCGCGCCUAGCAUUCAGCAGCCUCCCCAGGAAGCGCCUACUUCCAAUCGGCACCUUCCAUCUGGGCAACCCUCUCCCCUAGGUGCACAUCCACCAGACAUCAACACCGUUAUUGCAGACAUCAUCAACCAUGGUGAGACAGUUGAAAGCCACUGUGCCUCCCAAGGGUAUGCUGCAAUGGGUAUGGUGGACACAGAAAGCUAUUCACAACUAGGAGCUAGUCUACAUCUCAAGCUUCAAAGCCUUCCCAUCUUGGACAAUUUGGCCACACAAAUCAUAAAUACCUUAGCCAAAUCCUCAUACCAAGAAAUCCUCACCAUAGCCACGAAACCUGACUCCGAUCCCGGUCAAGCCUACGCGACUCUAAAGUCUCUUUUCGAUCAUACUAAGAAGGUCUACUCGAUCACUGAGCCUUUCCUAAACCCUUAUGAGCUUGGACUUGUGGAGAACGCCCAUCUUGAUACAAUCAGGAAAGCAAACAUGGCUACAUUCGUUUCGAGUGUCUUUGGGAGCCAAGACGUAGGAUUCUAUCAUCUUAACGAAAACUUUCUUGACACCUUCGUCGCAGAUGGCGGCCGUCUUUUGAAGAAUCAAGCUCAGUUGCUCCUGGAUCUGAAGACACAGGCCUACAUAUCUGCUGCAACCACUGGCGAACGUAGCAGAGAGGCAAUUCUUGAUGACCUAUUUCCGCAUGACCUAGGGGAUCGCUUGCUGAGGCGAAGAACUGGCGCUAAACAGUUGGCUCCGAGCGAAGCGGAAUUUGUGCAGCGUGCUCAGAAUCGAAGGAAGGCGUUGCUUGAAGAACCAAACACCGAAGCAGGGAUGGCGGCUCUGCCAGGGAAAUACAUUUGGGAAGAUUUCUUGAGGGACAUUAGUACAUAUGUGAGCAAGAACUUCGAGGCCAUUGCUGGUAUAGCUGCUCGUAAGGCGCCUCGCCCCGGCCGCGGAUCGAACGUCUUUACCGCCGAAAAGAGUAAACAACAGCCUCAGUCGCAGCAGCGUCUUACACUACAACAGCAGCAGGUACCACAACAAGAACGCCAUACUCGGCAGAUGCCGCAAAUGCAACGUGAAAUUUCACUAGGAGGAUUGCCCGCCCCAGCGGAGACAGAAAACCUUCAUAUUGAUCCUCGCAUUUCCGGAAAUGAUGACAUCGCUGAGAGGGCGGCACGUGCAGCUCCUGUCGCGAUGCAGGACUUUGGAAACAAUGAAGGUUCUUUAACUCCUCAACAGCCUCUGCAAGAAGCUCAGUCAUCAGAUGAAACCAGAACCCCGGGUUCAGUGCAACCCGUUGUGAAAGGAGACUUGCCCCAAAUCCAGUAUCACUUUGAGCAUCCGCUUCAUCCAAAUGUACCUGCUCCACCACCGCCUCAUUGGACAUUGACGCCGUAUGACCAUCCUCAGCAAGCACAAGGACGUACACCCGUCCAACAACAAUGGCAAGGGCAAGGGCAAAUGAACAUGGGACAACUUCAUCCAUCAUAUAGCGACCCGAAUCUCAUUCCCUACCCAACACAAUCAGCACCUACUUCGGUGCUAUAUGAACGGGCAAGGCAAGCUGCCACAGCCAAAUCGUCUCCGAACAAUCGUCGUACCGGCCAUCCAAGUCAACGUCGCCCAUGGACUAUAGAAGAAGAGAAUUCGCUCAUGGCAGGCCUGGAUCGUGUCAAAGGACCUCACUGGAGUCAGAUUCUCGCAAUGUUUGGUCCAGGUGGUACUAUCAACGAAGUACUCAAGGAUCGAAACCAAGUCCAGCUCAAGGACAAAGCGCGCAAUCUCAAGCUCUUCUUUUUGAAGAGCGGCAUCGAGGUUCCGUAUUAUCUGCAAUUUGUCACUGGCGAGUUGAAGACAAGAGCGCCAGCUCAAGCGGCCAAGAAUGAGGCUAAGGUUAAAAGUGCAACGAGUGAGGAUCGUGCUCAUGUCGAAGGUGUCUUAGCUCUUGCCGGAGGGCAGCUGCCGGAGUCAGAUCAAGCUGCAACAGAUAGGGAAGAUCAGGAAAGUGCUGUGCAGAAUGGUGACAUCGUUAUGGGAGAUGCAGACGGUGGCCAUGAUAGUGCCAUGGGCAACAGGACAGAGGCUGAUUUCGGUACCGCAAACGGACAGGAUGUUGCUGGAGAAAGCGCCGACGCGCUAAGGGACGAUGUUGGAGAGAUCGCACUACUAAAGCAGGAAAAACCAGAGCAGCAUCGGACACAGCAAGCACAAAUGUUACCUACGAAUGUUUACAUGAACGGGAUCGACGGCAGACCAAAUACCCUCAACUUGCAUACUCAAGCAAUGCAUAAGCCUAAUCUGGACUCAUCAAACACCGAUCCAGCUCUCCUCGUUUGA